GUCUCAAACAACGUGGACUGCGAUAUUCACAGGGCAAAAUUAUUUCGAUGGGAGAAACAGAGGAUUUGCGAGAAGCGAAGCGUAAAGCCUUGUGUAGACAGAAUUCUUCGAGACAAAUAUUUCACCUUCAUUUUUCAUUUCCUCUGUGAAGGAGAAAGCACCUCUUGCUCUCUUCUCGUUAAGUCGAUAACAGCUCCUCUGUUCAAGAAAGGCCCAACGGAGGAGACUGCCAGAUACCGACCCAUCAGUGUGCAUGGUGGCAUUGAGUCAUUCAGAAGACUGCUAAACCCAAGGAGUCACGAAUAUCACCCUCCUCUCGCCAUCGUCUUCGUCGACUAUAAAAAGACUCUCGACUCUAAGUGGGUUAAUGCUGUUCUCAACGCCCUGCCGAGGUCCCCUCUAUGUACACUUGUCUGCUCGAACGGAGUCUUUCGAACAAACCAUCGUCCGUUCAACUUUUCGAACAUACCCACUGAGAAAGGGGUACGGCAUGGGGACACGAUAUUCCCGAAGUUCACGGCAUUACUGUGUACGAUGUCACAUGUCAACCGGUAUGUCGAAAACUAUUCAACUGACGGAAUAAGGAGCAGCAACUAUUGUUCGGCCAAUGAUAUCAACUUGAUAUCCGAUAACACAGUCGAAAUGGAAGAUAUGGCAAAGGAGCUCCACAUGAUCGGUCAGAAGACUGGCUCAAAUAUCGUCCAAGGCGGGGAUGAUGGCCAAACAGUGGUGUGA
Messenger RNA from Cooperia oncophora, 735 nucleotides. NCBI's taxonomy places the organism in Eukaryota, Metazoa, Nematoda, Chromadorea, Rhabditida, Trichostrongylidae. The record is from the annotation of a GenBank genome assembly.